GAACCGGUCAGGGUCCAGUAAGAGCGCAUGCGCGGUGCGCGGCGAACGCAGCAGGUCUGACCAAGCCGCCGGCGCUGCUUUCGCGGGUCCCUGAGCCGCGGGCGGCCGGCUCUCUCCACUUGGCCAUGGCCCCGCCGUCGCUGUGCAGACCCCCGAGGCCGUGGCUGCUGCUGCUGCUGCUGCUGAACGUGGCGCUGCUGGGAGCCCAAGCCCGCGCCGAGCCCGCCACCGGUAGCUCCAUCCCUGCGCAGAGCCGCCCGUGCGUGGACUGUCACGCGUUCGAGUUCAUGCAGCGCGCCCUGCAGGAUCUGAGGAAGACGGCAUACAGCUUGGACACGCGGACUGAGGCCCUCCUGCUGCAGGCCGAGCGUCGCGCCCUGUGUGCCUGCUGGCCCGCCGGCCGCUGAGGACCCUCGCUGGUGCUGUCCCCAUCAAUAAAGGCCCAGCUCGGCA
Messenger RNA from Artibeus jamaicensis (Jamaican fruit-eating bat), 453 nucleotides. RefSeq names its product chromosome unknown C4orf48 homolog (gene NICOL1). NCBI's taxonomy places the organism in Eukaryota, Metazoa, Chordata, Mammalia, Chiroptera, Phyllostomidae. The transcript is spliced from 4 exons. The record is from RefSeq and is a predicted model, not a curated record. The coding region runs from base 126 to 407 and encodes 93 amino acids.